AUGACUUCAAGAGAAGAAAUGUUAUGUCUUGAUGAUGAUCAUAUUUCGUCGAUCGAGUUAACAACGCGAGAAGAACUAGCCAUUCGUCAUCGAGGAAUGACGAAUGAAGAGCCACAUGAGCGGAUAGUGAUAUAUCUUUCACAAUCCGGAUUAUAUGGAGUGACGUUUCUUCGCGAAUUUAAGGUGAUGACGACACUGAUAUCGGCGUUGAUUGAGCGUUGGAGGCCCAAAACGUAUACGUUUUAUUUACCUUGUGGUAAAGUGACGAUAACUUUGGAAGAUGUCGCGUAUCAACUUGGCGUUCCAAUUAAUGGUAUGCCAUUGGUUCUUCGCAACACUUAUUCGCUAAAUGUUGUUAUUUCAAAUUUAUUGGGAAAUGAGGCUCCAACUGAUGUCAUUGAUGGGUUGCGGAUACGGAUGAUGUGGCUGGAAAGAGAUUUUAGAGUAGAUGAACAAUCAACGAAGCAAGAGGUGAUAUAUGCAGCUCGAGCAUAUCUUAUGACAUUGAUUGGAGGGAUCUUGCUAUCAGAUAAAUCUAACAAUUUGGUGCAUAUCCAAUAUCUUCCAAUAAUGGAGGAUUUCACUGUAUGUCGCCAAUAUAGUUGGGGUUAUUCAAUUUUGACAUUUUUGUAUCAUGAACUAUGUAAGGUGACUGUAGUUGUUAGAGGAAAAAAAGUGGAUGUAGCGGGUUGUUUAGUUUGGCUCCAAUCAUGGGCGUGGUAUCGUCUCCCAUUUAUGACGCCUAUUACAUCCGCUCCUAUGGAGUUUCCUCUCGCCGCAAGGUAA
Molecule: messenger RNA, 786 nt
Organism: Hibiscus syriacus
Lineage: Eukaryota; Viridiplantae; Streptophyta; Magnoliopsida; Malvales; Malvaceae
Product: protein MAINTENANCE OF MERISTEMS-like
Exons: 2
Coding region: 1-786 (261 amino acids)
Biological process (GO): meristem development; meristem maintenance
Source: RefSeq, a predicted model, not a curated record